AUGAACGGCAACCCUGAGGUCCGCUUCGCCUUCAAGCUCAAGUCCAGCAAUAACGAGCACUACCGAGUCAACCCCGUCUUCGGAUUCGUGGAGCCCGGCGCUGCUGCCCAAGUCGAAGUGAUCCGCCAGAACGGCCCUCCAAAAGGUGAUGACAAGCUCGAGAUCUGCUUCGCUGGGGCUCCUCCAGAUGCUGGGGACGCCAAGGCCAUCUUCCCUCCUGGAUCUUCUGGCGAGUUCAAGGUCGACGUUCCUAUGGCUGCUGCAUGAGUAUGGCUGCGGGACGAUGGAUAAAGAUGAUGGAUAAGAACACACAGUAAUCUCUUGAUGUGAAGAAUAGAUGCUGAUGUGAAUAGGACCACCCAAAAUAGAUAAUCGUAAAUUGUGAUAUUUCUUCCCUAUAUAAUGUACCAAUAAUAUUGUAUUGUUAUGUAUGUAUUUGUUGUAAAUAAAAUUGUUUUUGAAGAUUGUUUUUUGAAUUCUUUGAAAUGAGAUAGUAAUUAAGAAUUGAUCAUUCUUAGGUGUUUUUGUGAAUG
Molecule: messenger RNA, 533 nt
Organism: Meloidogyne enterolobii
Lineage: Eukaryota; Metazoa; Nematoda; Chromadorea; Rhabditida; Meloidogynidae
Source: the annotation of a GenBank genome assembly